UUUAUAUCUAUAUGCAUAGGAGUGUCCUCUGAGAAUCUAGUUCAAACUAUAGUUGCUGUCUUCGUCGUGAGGUCUAACCAGACGAAGAAGUCGAAAAAAUGGCGACUCGUCUGCUUAAAGUUAGUUCCGCGUUGCGAACUUAUACUAACAAAACCGGACUUGUAAAGACACAAAAGCGAUGGCGUUCUACGAAUCUUUCCUUGAACGAGAUGCUUAUCAAUCUACCUGCUACAAGAGUUACAACUUUGGAUUGUGGUAUGAGGGUUGCAAGUGAAGACAGUAAUGUGCCAACAGCCACAGUAGGGCUUUGGAUUGAUUCUGGUAGUCGUUUUGAGUCCGAUGAAAAUAAUGGUGUAGCACACUUUAUGGAACAUAUGGCUUUUAAGGGGACUACUAAACGCUCACAAACCGAUUUAGAAUUAGAAAUUGAAAACAUGGGUGCCCAUCUGAAUGCUUACACAAGUAGGGAGCAAACAGUAUUUUAUGCUAAGUGUUUGUCCCAAGAUGUACCAAAAAUUGUAGAAAUUUUAAGCGAUAUCACUCAAAAUCCAAAGCUUGGUGAAAGUGAAAUUGAAAGAGAACGUGGUGUCAUCUUACGAGAAAUGCAGGAAGUCGAAACAAAUCUUCAAGAAGUUGUCUUUGAUCACUUGCACAGUAGUGCUUACCAAGGGACUCCACUGGGUAGGACAAUUUUGGGUCCGACUAAAAAUAUUAAAAGUAUUACACGAAAAGAUCUUCAAGAUUAUAUAAAACAGUGUUAUGGUCCACCAAGAUUCGUUUUGGCAGGUGCUGGUGGUGUAAACCAUAAUACCUUAGUAGAAUUAGCUGAAAAACAUUUUGGUCAAAUGAAGGGACCAAUUUAUGAUGAAAUUCCACUUCUCGAUGUGCCAUGUCGUUACACAGGUUCUGAAGUCAGAGUUCGUGACGACACUAUUCCGCUCGCACAUAUAGCCGUUGCCGUUGAAGGCGCUGGAUGGGCGGAUGGAGAUAACAUUCCUCUUAUGGUUGCAAACACUUUAAUGGGAGCUUGGGAUCGCAGCCAAGGAGGUGGUGUAAACAAUGCGAAUCACUUGGCUCAAGCUGCUGCAUAUGAAGGAAUGUGUCACAGUUAUCAAAGCUUCAAUACUUGCUACAAAGACACUGGUCUUUGGGGUAUUUAUUUUGUAUGUGACCCCAUGAAAUGUGACGACUUUAUAUACAAUAUCCAGGUCGAAUGGAUGAGGUUGUGUACGUCAGUCACAGAGAGAGAGGUAGAACGUGCAAAAAAUAUUUUCAAAACAAAUAUACUUCUUCAAUUGGAUGGAACAACACCAAUUUGUGAAGAUAUUGGUCGACAGAUGCUGUGUUAUAACAGACGUAUACCUCUUCACGAAUUCGAGGCCAGAAUUGAUAGUGUAACAGCUAAGACUAUUCAUGACGUUGGUAUGAAAUACAUUUAUAAUCAGUGCCCAGUUGUCGCAGCUGUUGGACCAGUUGAAAAUCUGCCUGAUUAUAACUUAAUUAGAAGUGGCAUGUACAGACUACGACUUUAAACAAAUUUUUUUUUUAAAUGAACUUAGAACGAGUCACCCGAAACGUCACUUUUUAGUGAAAAAUUUAAUAUUAAGUUGAAACUACAACUAAUUAAACUGUUUUACAUAAGCAUUAACCGCUGUUACAAUUCAUCCGUAUUUAUUCCUCAAUUUAAAAUUUGUAAUGUAGAUUUUACUGUACGCCAGAAUACUAGUUGUAGUUUCACAUUAAUAUUUGUUCGACUAUUAGUCCUUUGUCGAACCAUACAUUGUAUUGCCAGGCUUAAAUAAAAUAAUUACUUCUAAAAAGUU
Molecule: messenger RNA, 1823 nt
Organism: Nomia melanderi (Alkali bee)
Lineage: Eukaryota; Metazoa; Arthropoda; Insecta; Hymenoptera; Halictidae
Gene: UQCR-C1
Product: Ubiquinol-cytochrome c reductase core protein 1
Cellular component (GO): mitochondrion
Molecular function (GO): metalloendopeptidase activity; metal ion binding
Source: RefSeq, a predicted model, not a curated record